Sporisorium graminicola is the source of this 1596-nucleotide messenger RNA. RefSeq lists its product as uncharacterized. The coding region runs from base 1 to 1596 and encodes 531 amino acids. The record is from RefSeq and is a predicted model, not a curated record. Lineage: Eukaryota; Fungi; Basidiomycota; Ustilaginomycetes; Ustilaginales; Ustilaginaceae. Gene Ontology annotation, molecular function: N,N-dimethylaniline monooxygenase activity; NADP binding; flavin adenine dinucleotide binding. The transcript has a single exon.
AUGUCAGCCACGACCGCCGGCAACUUCAGCCCUGCCGCGCUCCUCAGCUACAUCUACCAGUGGAUUCAAAUCUUCAUCGCCUACGCCUUUUCGCCUAACCUCCCCAAGCAGCAACCCGACCAGAAACCCUUUGGCCAUGUCGCCGUCAUCGGUGCGGGCAUCUCGGGCAUCUCGACCGCCUCCCAGCUCAUCGGUCAUGGUUUUGAAGUGACCAUUUUCGACGAGGCGCAGGAGAUCGGUGGAAUCUGGUCGCGCGUCAACUCAACCUCGGGCCUGCAAAUCAGCUCGAUCAUGUACCGCUUUCACCCGGCGGUCAAGUGGACGACGGGAUACCCGCACCGUGACGAGAUCCUCAAGAACAUCGAGAAGAUCUGGAAGAUUUACGGGCUGGACAAGCGCACGCGCCUAGGGACCAAAGUGGACAAGGUGACGAGGCACGCGUCGUCGACGGAUCCGAGCGAGGGCGGGCAUGCGCGCUGGGUGAUCAACGGCAACGAGGACGAGGUGUUUGAUGGGGUGGUGGUGACGACGGGCACGUGCGGUAAGCCCAAGAAGAUGAACCUGCCCGGUGAGGAGAAGUUCAAAGGCAAGAUUGUGCAUUCUUCGCAGCUCGAUGGUCUGGACUGCAAGGGGAAGAAGGUUUUGGUCGUCGGAGGCGGUGCGAGCGGUGUUGAGGCGCUCGAGCUGGCUGUGGCGCAGGGAGCUGACAAGCCCGCCAUCCUCGCUCGUAGCGACAAGUGGAUCAUCCCGCGCAACACGGUCGUCGACUGUCUCCUGGCACUGCAACCGCUUGGACGCGAGACGUGGCUCUCGUUCAUCCCCGAGUUCCUCAUCAAGAAGCUGCACUACCGCGAUCUGCAGGAAAAGAUGGCACCCACCCAAGGCUUUUACACAGGCACACCGAUCGUCAACACCUCCGCCAUGACGUACAUUCGCCAAGGUAAGGCCGACUACCAGCGCGGCGACGUGCUCGAUCUUGACGAGAGCGGCAUCCACUUCAGCCUGCGCAAGCGCGGCCAAAAGAAGGGGACCCCCGGUAAGAAAGUCCACUAUGACGCAGAUAUCAUCGUCGUCGCCACGGGCUUCGAGCUGCCGUCGAUCGAUUUCCUGCCGAAAGACCUGUUCCCCGAAGACUACGUGCGCCCCAACAUGUAUCUGCAGGUGUUCCCCAUUGAGGACUGCUCGGUGCUGUGCACCAACUCAACCUUCCGCCACGCCGUCGGUACCGUGGGGCACAUCCACAUCGGCAUAAUGGCGCGCACGCUCAUCCUUUUCCUUAUGGAUAAAGAGACGCGCCCGCGCCCGCGUGACAUGCGACUCUGGGUCGAUCUGGUGCGCUACAUCAAGGAGCGAGCGCCCGGCGGCCAGCUGGACUUCUUCACCUACAUGGAGCUGUGCAUCUGGCUCACGUCGUUCCUCUUCUUCAGUGUCAAUCGCCUCAAGUACUUUUUCUUUAUCACAUUUGGCUGGGGUUUCUGGAGCCGCGAGGGCAAGACGGACAAGUCUGGGAAGUUGGUGGGCGAGCCCAAGUUCCAUCUUAGCAUCAGUAAGCUGAUCGGCAAGGGUCCUUCCGCGCACUUCCUCAAGAACAACUGA